AUGAUUUUGGCCGAGUUCGAACUCCUUGCUAAAGAUGUCACCAAAGGGUUGCAUAAUAAGUUCUGUUGCAUUUUUUGUCUGAUUUGGCUAAUGCUUUUGAAGCUUGGAUCUUUGCGAAAAGAGCAGGAUCUCGUAGCGAUGGCUGCGUCAGAGUGUCACGAGAAUACCACAUUAGCUGAGUACUGGAUGAAAACAAAGCAAAAAUCUGUUCCGACACGAGAUUCUUGGGAAAAAUUUUAUGCUCAAAUUGGGACGUGUAGCGUGUAUAACAAUGACCAAACUGUAGACGAUCUUUUGGCGGAUUUGAACAGUGCCACCAUCAAAGCUGUCCACAUCAUGGAUGGAGGAACUCAGGCAAAACUUGUGUUCACCUUCGACAACGACAAACAAGCAGUUUUCAAGCCUAUGAGGUUUGGCCGCGAUUAUGAGUCGGAUCCGAAUCACUUCUACUUCAGCGACUUCGAGCGCCACAACGCUGAGAUAGCCACCUUCCAUCUGGACAGGGUUCUUGGCUUUCGGCGUGCCGUUCCAACCGUGGGAAGAAUCGUGAACAUGACGUCUGAACUGUACGAAAAGGCGGAGAAGAAACUGAAGAAGACAUUCUUUAUAUCACCUGCGAAAAACCACUGCUUUGUCUCGCGAUGUGACUACUAUUGUGACACGACCCACGCAAUCUGUGGUUUACCUGAUCUCAAGGAGGGCUCUGUUCAAGUUUUUCUCCCAGACGAAUCGGUCGUUCCACGAAGACAUAAUCGCAGUCCAUACAGGAGAACCUACUCGAAAAAGAAUCAAGUCGCUGAGUGGCAGUCGAAUAUGAACUACUGCACAGAUAAAGUGAAAGUGAAGAAACAGUAUGCUCACGGUCGAAAGCUCUUGGAUCUCGUCGAUCUUCACAUACUAGACUAUCUAAUAGGUAAUCAGGAUCGCCAUCAUUACGAAUCGUUCGCCGUUUUCGAGAAUCUGCCCUCUUACGCUCUUCACUUGGAUAAUGGGCGAGCGUUCGGAAGAACGGAUAUCGAUGACGAUGACAUCAUUCUACCUUUGCGUCAGUGCUGUGUAAUAAGGCCGUCGACCUUAAACACCUUGUUGCAAUUCUAUUCCAAACCACAAGCUUUAACCAGAGCCCUCCAUGCCUCCCUUGCCAAGGAUCCUGUUGCCCCGAUUUUAGCGUACAAGCACUAUGCUGCAGUUGAAAGGAGACUAGGAAAACUGAUGGAAUUCAUCUUGGACUGUUUCAAACAAAAACCGGUUGAGCGCAUUCUGUUAACGGAGUAUCACAACGCGAAUAUUCCUGAAGGCAAUGCUGAGGAGGAAGAGAAAAGCGAAGAGGAAACGGGUGACAAGAAGGAGGGUGACAAACAGAAUAAUUGAUCAUAAUAGAAAAUGACCAUGGGUGGUCAUUCUAACUUCGUCACUUACUCGAAAUUUUUACAAUUGUACAUCCAUUCCGAAGCUUAAUCGGCUCAGUUUGAGAAGUCAUUUUCCUAUAGGAUAUUUUUCAUACUCAUAGUAUUUCAAUCUUAUGCCGACUAUCGGCUUGCCUGUCUCUCUUUGCACAAAAUUCUAUGGAUUGACUGUCUUUGUUGAAUUUGUCCAAGGGUACUCUACACUUAUUCGUCAGGGAUCGGGUAUAUCACCUAUAAUGGAGUUCUGUUCUAGUAUCAUACUUGUUUUGCCUUCGAAUAACCUAGUGGUGCGUUGUCAUGCUUUCCGUACGUCCUGUUGCCUUGUUGUUGAUUUCGAGCAAACCUUUUCGCGUACGAGG
This is a messenger RNA of Cylicocyclus nassatus, 1765 nucleotides long. NCBI's taxonomy places the organism in Eukaryota, Metazoa, Nematoda, Chromadorea, Rhabditida, Strongylidae. The record is from the annotation of a GenBank genome assembly.